Molecule: messenger RNA, 2352 nt
Organism: Exophiala aquamarina CBS 119918
Lineage: Eukaryota; Fungi; Ascomycota; Eurotiomycetes; Chaetothyriales; Herpotrichiellaceae
Exons: 3
Coding region: 1-2352 (783 amino acids)
Source: RefSeq, a predicted model, not a curated record
AUGCCUCCUCUUCGCAAAACCGACCGAAGGAGCUUGCCGCAGAAAGAAGAAUCACAGCCCAUGACUGAGAUCAGGAUGUCCGCCAACUCAACAGACACCACCUUAGUCAGUCCAGACAAGGAGCUUGGUUUCGAGCGAGCUCCCUCGUCACACCCUGUCUAUGGAUCCUAUAGAGAACUACAGCCUCCCACGCCCGUGAGAAGACCGGGCAUGCCCGACCACCAUAGUCGAAAUCUGUCCGACCUCAUGACAGAGAGCUUACAAAACAGUCCUAUGGAAACUCCAAACGGAGGCUCUUUCCCUCCCUUUGCCCCAAGAGCUACAUCUUCAUAUUCAGAAGCGGGAACCCGCAGUUCUUCGCCUUAUCCAUCUCCGUAUCCUGCCUCUACUCCAUUCCGAAGUCAAGAAACGCUCCGACCACUUGUCCCCGACUCUUCUCCUACGUAUCUACAUCGAGAUUGGGUCAAAGAAGGCUCCAUCGCCCAACUUCACCAUCGAGAUGACAAGGAUCUUCUCGCUGGCAAGAGGAGAUGGCUGUACACGUACUUUGCACCUCUUCUCGGUCUGUUGACCCUUGCUCUGUACUGGCUUUACUUUGGAAUGCGAAUAACGUUCGUUAUUUCUGCCCAACAGAAGUUCGGUGCUCCGUUUCCACUGGCUUGGAUCUUUAUCGCCAUUGAAAUCAGCGUUGCUGUUCCCAUCUUCCUUCAAACAUUCUGGUCCCUGUUUAUCAUGAAGAAGCGGAGAAGGCCAAAGUUGCGGUUGAUGGGCAACGACGUCCCGACCGUCGACGUGUUCAUCACCUGUUGUGGUGAAGAUUUUGAUGUGAUCAUGGACACCGUACGAGCAUCCUGUGAUCUAGACUAUCCUGCAGAUCGUUUCCGGGUUCUCCUCCUCGAUGAUGGAAAAUCAGACUCUCUGAAGGAUGCCAUCGAGGACAUGCGUGAAACCUUCCCCAACCUCUUCUACAAGCGUCGACCCAAGUUCCCUGGAGUGCCCCAUCAUUUCAAAGCCGGCAACCUGAAUUAUGGAUUGGAUGAUGUUCACAACAUGCCUGGAGGUGCAGGUGAAUACAUGGCUGCUCUUGACGCAGACAUGAUUCCUGAGCAGCAUUGGCUUCGUGCCGUGCUGCCCCAUCUGUUGGUCGACGACAAGAUGGCUCUUGCGUGCCCACCUCAAUUGUUUUACAACGUUCCCAAAGACGACCCCCUUUGUCAGAGUCUAGACUUCUUCGUCAGUGUGUCUGAGACCGUCAAGGAUGCCAUGGGCGUCGCUUGGUGCACCGGCUCCGGCUACGUUGUUCGACGCACUGCUCUCGACCAGAUUGGCAACUUCCCCUGUGGCUCUUUGGCUGAAGACGUCGCGACCUCGACCUUACUCCUUGGCAAAGGUUGGAAGACAGCCUAUGUUCACGAGAAAUUGCAAUUUGGCACCGUCCCGGAAGACUAUGGCAGUCAUCUCAAGCAACGUACUCGAUGGGCAAUUGGAACUGUCGAUACCGCUUUCAAGCUGAAAUUUUGUCUAUGGGGUCAAGCUGUCAAGCACAUGAAGCUGGCUGCCCGAGUUUCGAGCUUCAUCUACGCGUUCCUCAGUCUUUUCAAUGUCUUUCUGACCCUCUCAAUCUUCGCCAUGCCGAUCGUGCUUAUUUCGAAUAAGCCCUUGGUCGCGUACGCAAAUGAAAACCAGCUGCGAUGGUUGAUUCGCGCUUGCUUUGCGACCAUGGCCUGCAAUCGUCUCUGCGAGUUCGUUCUUUACAUUCCUUCUGGCUAUGCCACUGGACAACGAGGCAGUCGAUCACAACUCUGGAUGAGUCCAUACGUUGCCUUAUGUAUUAUUCGCUCCUUCCUCUUGCCCACGUGGCUUGGUGGCCAAACACAAGCAUUCAAACCUACCGGUUCGCUGCAGUCGGCUCUCAACGAGCGGUUUCCGAAAUUGCGCAAACCGAUGUACCGACGUAUCUGGACAAUCUGUGUCAACUACAUGGCCGGAUUUCAUGUCCUCUACGUCUACUUCGUCCUUGUCGCAGUGUGCCUUUCGUCUUAUCGCUCUAUUAUUACACAAUACACGGUCCGAGCGAAAUUGGUCGGGCUACUCACUCACGCCUUUUGGCCACCCCUUUCGUGGGUAAUUGUCUGCUCGUCCUUCUGGAUUCCAUUCACAUAUGCUGUCGAUCCUCCGUCAAUGCCUGAUCGCGAGGAACUUCUUGUCCGAGACCCCAAGACAGGUGUCGCACACCCUACCGAGAAAGCCAAGAAAAUCGGUGUGUCUCGGCAGAGCUGGCUCUUCGAAAUGGAAUACUCUUUCACCACGCUGUUCACUGCCGUCGUUUUUGUGGCGGCAUUCUUUUACUAA